Aspergillus wentii DTO 134E9 is the source of this 6519-nucleotide messenger RNA. It is a transcript of the gene acyA, whose product is annotated as adenylate cyclase acyA. NCBI's taxonomy places the organism in Eukaryota, Fungi, Ascomycota, Eurotiomycetes, Eurotiales, Aspergillaceae. Gene Ontology annotation, biological process: intracellular signal transduction; cAMP biosynthetic process. The transcript is spliced from 4 exons. The record is from RefSeq and is a predicted model, not a curated record. The coding region runs from base 1 to 6519 and encodes 2172 amino acids. Gene Ontology annotation, molecular function: protein binding; adenylate cyclase activity; magnesium ion binding.
AUGGCGUUGCGGGGGCGCGAACAACCGCCGCGGGAGCCCGAGGGAAGGCAUGGCUCAGAGAGCUCGGGGAAUAAUAGCUGGCUAUCGGAAGACACUGUGAUGGACAACGAGAGCUCCCGACCAAGCCAGAAUCAAACUACGAGUAAUGGCCGCGGUCCUUCCCCGCUCCCAAGCUCCUCAAAUAUGGAACGAUCUGAUUCACAGAGCCGAAAGCCAUCGCCUUCCUUAGGACUACCUCCCGAAUUCUAUACGUCCAUGUUCUCCUGGAACUCCCCCGAUGUCUCCCCGACAGACCAACGUAAAAAUACAGGUUUCGGCAAUCACAGAAAGGCUCUGGCUGUAUUAGGAACCGAUGACCCUGGGCCUCCCCCGACCUCCAAUUCCAGCUCGCGGACGCAUUUAAAUAUCAACAACUCCGACCACUCUCAACAAGAAUCCAUUGCGCCGUGGUCAUCCUCACCGAAAAUGGCGCCCAGCGAUAAUUCUGGCACCUUCUUGAAUGACUUUUCCGAACACGAAGCCUCACCAGCCUCUGCGACAUUUCGACCCAACACAGGACGUACCUAUGCAAGCGAACCUACGGACUUGGAUUACAAUGGGGAUCAUCGAAGGCCGUCUGUUGCUAGCGCUACCACGAUUAGCAGUCAAGGGUCAAAAUCCAGUGCUGGUGGUAGAUUUCGGAAACGACUACAGGGGUUUUUUGGGGAUGAAUACCACACAAACGGAGAACCCAAAGCCGACUCAGAAAGUGUCCACAACCAGAUGUCGAGGCUAGGUUCCAUCGAUCAAUACACAGCUCGUGAAAGAGCUAACUCGGAUGGCUCGCGAAAUGUGUCAGAAAGGUCAGAGGGACCGUCGUCUCAACACCCUUCGAGGCCGCGAACACCUCUUCCCUCCAGUGAAAUUACUCCGUGGGUGUACCAAAGUUUCAAUGACAUUCCGCAAUAUGGAGAAGCCCCUGUCCGCCACGCCCCCACUUCGGCUGACAACCAGCGCAUGGCUGCUCGUAAUGCAGCCAACGCUCAAGCUGGCCCGUCCUCACAAAUGGAUCCAAAUCGAAGACCAUUCAAUGCCCACCGCCAUUCCCGAAGCAAAGAAGAAAGACCGUCUGCUGCUGGUGAUUUGGCUGGGUAUCCAAUCCGUCCGGCAACAGGCCGAGAUGAUAUUUCGGUUGGCCUCCGCCCUUUUAGGGAAGGAAGUCUGGCCUCUACUGCAAUGAGCUCUUCCACCACUCUUGGAGGCCGUUCUACUAGCCCUACUCCAAGUGUUCAAAGCGCCUACUCGCGAGAGCAAGGUCAAAAUUCCCCAGGCGCACAACCAAACAAGCGCUCUAUUCUGGAUAAACUCCGUCGCAAACCUCACGGCCCUCUGAAGCACCUGCCUGGAGUUUCAAAAUCCACACAGGAUCCGGCGAAGCCCUCUUCAAAAUUAGGACGACGAGAAGCGUCUCCCGCUAGACGAGCAAGGCAGGGCAGUCUUGAAAGCGGCACUCCUUUGAAGAACGUAGAACCGGGAGAGCAUGACCGCAGGAGGGACGGAAAGGUCUUGGCUCUUGCUCCUACGAGACUUCGUGGCCGUCGCGGCCAUGAAGGCGUCCCUGAGAAAGCCUCGGAAGAACCAGGCGUAUGGAGGCUUGACACCGACCUUACUCAAAUGGACGGUAUCGUUAGCCAGCCACGCCCCUCAUCACCGAGUGACAAAAGUAAAGCUCUCGAUGGUGCUACCUUACACCAUGAGGACCCCAGGGAAAGCCUGCCUGCCGGUCACUGGGAUGCUCCAGAAAGUUGGCAGGUCAAAAAGCAUGGGGAAGAUCUUUCCACACGACUCCCCCAAAUUGCGGACGAAGCCGCUCGCACUGCAUCAGAAAGCGAUGGGACAUCGUAUUUCAUCCGAAUAUUCCGAAUUGAUUCGACCUUCGCCACACUUUCUGCUGGGUUGAAUGCUACCGUUGCUGACAUUCUUCUCAUGCUUGGCCGAAAAUCCUUCCUUCAAGACCAUCUCAACAACUAUGAGAUAGUUAUGCGGAAAAACGACCUUUCUAGGCAACUUGAUCAUACGGAACGUCCAAUCCUGAUGCAGAAGGGAUUGCUUGAACAAGUUGGCUAUACCCCGAAAGACAAGAUAGAAGACAUUGGUCGGGAGGACCACAGCUACAUCUGUCGUUUUAUAUUCCUUCCCACUAAGCUCAGUGGUUAUAGUAGUCUUGAGGGCGAUCCUGGCUUCAACAAGAUGCAAAAAUUCAGUCAUGUCGACCUCCAAGGUCGAAGUCUGGUUACGAUCCCGAUUACCCUUUACAAAAAGGCAUCCGAAAUCAUAUCGCUGAAUCUAUCGAGAAAUCUGUCCCUCGAUGUACCAAAAGAUUUCAUCCAAAGCUGCAUCAAUCUGCGAGAAAUCAAGUUUUUGGGCAACGAAGCUUCAUUCCUGCCUUCUAGCUUCAGUCUGGCAAGUCGGUUGACUUAUCUGGAUGUGUCAAACAACCGAUUGGGGCAAUUGGAUCAUGUUAAUCUCGACAGACUUCAUGGUCUUGUCAGCAUCAAAAUGGCCAACAAUCAACUAACGGAAUUGCCCAGCUAUUUCGGAAACUUCCCAUAUCUGAGGAGCCUGAACAUCUCGUCAAACAGCUUCCAGAGGUUCCCCGAAUUCCUCUGCAACUUGAAGAGCUUGGUCGAUCUUGAUAUCAGUUUCAACAGUAUUUCAGAGCUCCCGAACAUCGGGAAACUGAGUACUCUUGAGCGGAUUUGGAUGACGAACAACGACAUCAGAGGACCUCUUGGCGAGACUUUCUUAAGUCUAGUGAAUCUAAAAGAGAUUGAUGCACGAUUCAACGCGAUCGUCAACAUAGACAAUCUGUCACAGCUUCCACGUCUCGAGCAGUUGCUGAUCGGCCACAAUGCAGUCUCAAAGUUUAUGGGAUCUUUCCCAAAACUGCGAACCUUGCUUCUUGACCAUUGUCCUGUCACCCAAUUCGACAUCGAUGCUCCGAUACCAACGCUCACAUCUAUCAACAUUGCAUCCGCAAAGCUUGUUCAGUUCCGGGACACGCUUUUUGAAAACGUGCCUAAUUUGACCAAACUCGUUCUCGACAAGAAUCAUUUCGUAUCGAUGUCACCACACAUUGGCAAGCUUCGCAAACUGGAACAUUUGAGCAUAAUCAAAAAUCCACUUGCUUCUCUGCCAGCGACGCUCGGAUGUCUGACGGAACUUAGAUACCUCAACCUAAGAGAGUGUAACCUUGACCGACUACCCCCUGAGAUUUGGUACUGUGUUAAGCUGGAGACUUUGAAUGUAUCAUCAAACGUGCUCAACAGUUUUCCAAAACAUGGAUGUCCUCCUCCGCACCCCCCUAGCGAAUGCGGCGCCACUCCUAUGGCAACUCCAGGAGGUUCAGCAACACCAACCUUGGAGGAAUUGGGACCUCUCGAAGACCAGGAAGUGCGUCGCCCCAGCCAGACGUCCGGUGGUGUUCUCAGUACCGGCAGCUCACCGAGCGGUGGCACAUACCGGAAGCCUUCUGUUGCAUCAUCUUUAGGCCAAGGGGGACGAAAGGUGUCGGCAACGUCAAGAGCUGCAGAGGGAAGUCCGUCCUCGCGAAAAGACUCGAACUUCUCACAACAUGUGGCUACAACCUUCGGCGGGUCGCUCAGGAAUUUACACCUAGCAGAUAAUCGACUGGAAGAUGACAUUUUCCGCGAGUUGUCGUUGAUCCCAGAAUUGCGUGUUGUCAACCUUUCUUAUAAUGAUUUGGCAGAGCUGCCUCAAGGAUUACUCAAACGCUGGCCGUUUCUUUCAGAACUGUAUCUUUCAGGAAACGAGUUGACCUCGCUUCCAUCCGAUGAUCUUGAGGAAGGCAGCAACCUUAAAGUUCUUCAUAUCAACGCCAACCGGUUCCAGGUAUUGCCCGCUGAGCUUUGCAAAGUCAGCAAACUUGCCAUUCUGGAUGUCGGGAGCAAUGCAUUGAAAUAUAACGUUUCUAAUUGGCCUUACGACUGGAACUGGAAUUGGAACCGAAACCUCAAGUACCUAAAUUUCUCCGGAAACAAACGCCUGGAGAUCAAGCCAAAUACCGCUGCGUUGGGACAAGUAGCAGCGAAUGGAACCGACCUCACCGAUUUCAAUUCUCUCACUCAUUUGCGUGUCUUAGGGUUAAUGGAUGUCACGCUCACCACCCCUACUAUUCCCGAGGAGAAUGAAGAUCGCCGUGUCAGAACAUCCGCCUCACUGGCUGGACAGCUCGCUUACGGAAUGGCUGAUUCGCUUGGUAAAAGUGAACAUCUUUCCAUUAUUGAUAUGAUUAUACCACGUCUCAAGCCGGACAACGUGGAAACCUUGAUGGGCAUGUUCGACGGGCAAACCCAGUCAACCGGUGGCUCGAGGAUUGCAAAGUUCUUACAUGAGAACUUCACGUCAACAUUCUCAGGCGAGUUGCGAAAGUUACGAGCGGAACAAAAUGAAACACCGUUGGAUGCACUGAGACGGACAUUCCUAGCGUUGAACAAAAACAUGGCUGCGGCCGCAUUCAAGUCCAUCGAUGAUAAGGAGAUCCGCCAAUAUCGUCGAGGCUCACCAGCCACGAAGCUACUCAACCAGGACGAUAUUCGGUCUGGCGGUGUUGCCACUGUUUUGUAUCUCAACAACAUGGACUUGUAUGUCGCUAAUAUUGGAAAUGCCCAAGCAAUUCUUGUGAAGUCAGAUGGCUCGCUAAGGGAAUUGACACGGAACCAUGAACCCGCCGAGCCUGAUGAAAGAGCCAGGAUUCGCGCGGCUGGUGGAUUUGUCUCCCGCCAUGGAAGACUCAAUGAUCUGCUUCCUGUGUCCAGAGCGUUUGGCCACUUCCAACUCAUGCCCGCGGUCAUUGCAGCCCCACACACCAUGCACGUCACUUUGACGGAGCAGGAUGAGAUGAUCAUCUUAGCAUCGAAGGAGUUGUGGGAUUAUGUGACACCAGAUCUGGCCGUCGACGUUACCAGAGCGGAAAGAAGAGAUCCAAUGGUGGCUGCCCAAAAGAUCCGAGACUUGGCUAUAUCUUAUGGCGCCAAUAACAAACUCAUGGUCAUGAUUCUCGGAGUCACCGAUUUGAAAAAGCGAGAGAAGUUCAAGUUCAGAGGCACGACCCUUUCAAUGGGUCCAUCCGCUUUCCCUGAAGAACAGAUCAUUCCCAGCACGAAGCGUACUAAGAAGCCACGCGAUAUGCCUGGUGAUUCGAGACUUGCCCGCUUUGAUUAUGUGGAUGCCCCCGUUGGCGAAUUGGCUAUUAUUUUCACCGACAUCAAGAAGUCCACAAGUUUGUGGGAGACUUGUCCGGAGGCGAUGCGCUCAGCUAUUCAGAUCCACAACGAUAUUCUCCGACGUCAGCUUGGAAUAAUUGGUGGCUAUGAGGUCAAGACUGAAGGUGAUGCUUUCAUGGUUGCAUUUUCGACCACGACUGCUGCUUUGCUUUGGUGUUUCAAUUGUCAAACCCAGCUGCUGGAGGCUGAAUGGCCUACUGAAGUUCUCGAGCAACCCCAGUGUCAGGUGCAGUAUGACAUGGAAAACAACAUUAUAUUCCGUGGAUUGUCUGUCCGGAUGGGUGUACAUUGGGGCGAGCCAGUUUGUGAAAAGGAUCCGGUCACCAACCGCAUGGACUACUUUGGACCCAUGGUCAACCGCGCAUCACGUAUCUCAGCCGUUGCCGAUGGAGGGCAAAUCUUUGUGUCUUCUGACUUCAUGAGCGACAUCCAGCGCAAUCUCGAAGUAUUUGCUGACAGCGAACGAGCGGCGUCCACCGGCUCAGAUGAGAGCUAUGCAAUGGGAAAUCUUGGAUACAACAUCCGUCGCGAGCUACAGCAGCUUAACAGUCAAGGGUUUGUGAUCAAGGACCAGGGCGAGCGAAAACUGAAAGGCCUGGAGAACCCGGAGCCACUUUACUUGAUAUACCCUCACUCUCUUUCUGGGCGACUGGCCUCGUUGGAACAGGCAGCGAGCGAAAACGCACCGACUACAAUCAGCAAGCAUUCCCAGCUAGAGAUUCAGACUGACCUUAUCUGGCGGCUGUGGGAGAUUUCUCUCCGCCUCGAACGGAUCUGUGCUGCGCUGCAGUAUCCGGGUGAAGCUCGACUUAAGGAGCCCAAUGUGGCCCUGUUUAAUGUUGUAAAGAAUCAUGGGGGCGAACUUGCUGAUGCUACUGUUGUCACCUUGGUGGAGCAACAGGUGACACGCAUUGAGUUAUCAAUCAACACAAUCGCGGUACGGUAUAUGAUGCGGCCGUUCAAGCCAGGCGACAAGCUCAGCGACCAUGCCGUGCCUAUGAGCGAAGUGAUGCAACAGUUGCAGACACAACUCGCUGAAUACAAGGCCCUCAAAGAGCAAAUGGCUGUCAGUGCUGCUGGCAUCACUGGCACACCAGGCAGCUUAGUAGCCGCAGACCCUCGGGACGGCGCCGAGAGUAACUCCAGUUUCACAUCUUCAUCCUUCCUAAACCUCGCUGCCCCUUCUGAAUCUUCUCAUUCAUAUGAUACUCAUACCAGCGAACUUCAUCCUUGA